Orycteropus afer afer is the source of this 1098-nucleotide messenger RNA. RefSeq names its product ADP-ribosylserine hydrolase (gene ADPRS). The coding region runs from base 1 to 1098 and encodes 365 amino acids. Gene Ontology annotation, cellular component: nucleus; mitochondrion. The record is from RefSeq and is a predicted model, not a curated record. The transcript is spliced from 6 exons. Lineage: Eukaryota; Metazoa; Chordata; Mammalia; Tubulidentata; Orycteropodidae.
AUGGCGGCGGCGGUGGCGAUGACGGCGGCGGGCUAUGGAGGGGCUGGGGCAGCUCGCUCCCUCUCCCGUUUCCGAGGGUGCCUCGCUGGCGCGCUGCUCGGGGACUGCGUGGGUUCCUUCUAUGAGGCGCACGACACUGUCAGCCUGACGUCAGUCCUGCGUCACGUGCAGAGCCUGGAGCCGGACCCCGGCACGCCGGGCAGCGCGCGGACAGAAGUAUUAUACUACACAGAUGACACAGCCAUGGCCAGGGCUCUGGUGCAGUCCCUGCUGGCCAAGGAGGCCUUCGACGAGGUGGACAUGGCUCACAGGUUUGCUCAGGAGUAUAACAAGGACCCUGACAGGGGUUACGGUGCUGGAGUUGUCACUGUCUUCAAGAAGCUCCUGAGCCCCAAGUGCUGCGAUGUCUAUGAGCCCGCCCGGGCCCAGUUUAAUGGGAAAGGCUCCUACGGCAACGGGGGUGCCAUGCGGGUAGCUGGCAUCUCCCUGGCCUAUAGCAGUGUCCAGGAUGUACAGAAGUUUGCCCGGCUUUCUGCCCAGCUGACUCAUGCCUCCUCCCUGGGUUACAACGGUGCCAUCCUGCAGGCCCUGGCCGUGCACCUGGCUUUGCAGGGUGAAUUGUCCACUGAACACUUCCUCAAGCAGCUCCUGGGCCACAUGGAAGAGUUGGAAAGUGAUGCCCAGUCCCUCUCGGAUGCCAGGGAGUUGGGCAUGGAGGAGCGUCCAUACUCCAGUCGGCUGAAGAAGAUUGGAGAGCUUCUCGAGCAGCACUCUGUGACCAGGGAGGAAGUAGUGGCAGAGCUUGGAAAUGGCAUUGCUGCCUUUGAGUCUGUGCCCACCGCCAUCUACUGCUUCCUGCGUUGCAUGGAGCCUGACCCUGAGAUCCCCUCCACCUUCAAUAACCUCCAAAGGACUCUCAUCUAUUCCAUUUCACUUGGUGGGGACACAGACACCAUUGCCACUAUGGCUGGGGCCAUUGCUGGGGCCUAUUAUGGGAUGGAACAGGUGGCAGAGAGCUGGCAGCAAAGCUGUGAGGGCUAUGAGGAGACAGACAUCCUGGCCCAGAGUCUGCAUCGGCUCUUCCAGAAGAGCCUGUGA